GUUUUGGAUGUGGGAUUUGACUUUGCAGUGGGUGGAGACAGGAUAGCAAGUAGAAUCGAAAUCGCCUUUUUGACAGCUAACAUAAAAAAUACUGUUUAACUUAAACUUGAUGAAUGAAUGCGUUGAUAUUUCGUACUGUUGCACCUACAUCGAGGCAUAUCGUUAAGGAGGUUCGUUCUAUCACGUCAAUCCUCUGGAACGUUUCUGCGGAGAGUAUGCUCUGGAGCUUGUAAUGCUGCCUUAGCUGAAACGUUUCAGCUACAGUGAAGAAAAUACCUUUUCAGUUUAAUCGAAACUCCCCGGUGUAUCGGCGCCUGGCUAGCGGGAGGCGGAGCAUGCAUGUGAGAUCAGAGAUCAGAUUGGACGUGGAGCUGUGAUGCGUGCGGCGAGCUGCAGGAUGAACGUGGCGGCCAUUCUGAAUGGCCUGCUGGUGUCGGUGGUGGCAGCACUGCUCUGGAAGUACGUCAGGCUAAGCGAGCACGCUGCAGUACUGGAGGAGGAGCUGCAGCUGACCCGCCAGUCCCAGGAGCUGUCCCAGGCCCGGAUAGACUACCACGCCGCUCUGCUCGCCCUCCAGGAGCAUGGCACCCGCAUGGUCUGCACCGGCAAGAUGCACACUGACCGCAUCUGCCGCUUCGACUACCUGUGCUACUGCACCGAGGCCGAAGAGUUUGUCUUCUUCCACAGCAACUCCUCCUUCAUGCUGCCCAACCUGGGGCCCCGGCGCUUCCAGCCGGCCCUGCUGGACCUGUCCUCUGUAGAGGAUCACAACACCCAGUACUUCAACUUCCUGGAGCUGCCCGCAGCUGCCCUCAAGUUCAUGCCCAAGCCUGUGUUUGUCCCUGACGUCACCCUCAUCCUCAACCGGUUCAAUCCGGAUAACCUGAUGCACGUGUUCCACGAUGACCUGCUGCCCAUCUUCUACACCAUGCGGCAGUACUCUGACCUGGAUGAUGAGGCCCGCCUGGUCUUCAUGGAGGGCUGGGGUGAGGGUGCACACUUUGACCUCUACCGCCUGCUGAGCAACAAGCAGCCACUUCUCAAAGAGCAGCUGAGGAACUUUGGAAAACUUAUGUGCUUCACAAAGUCCUACGUGGGCUUGUCCAAGAUGACCACAUGGUACCAGUACGGCUUUGUCCAGCCACAGGGCCCCAAAGCCAACAUCCUGGUCUCUGGGAACGAGAUCCGCCAGUUUGCCUCAUCGCUGAUGGAGAAGCUCAAUAUCACCACGAGAGGAGGAGAGGAGAGUGCAGCGGAGGAAAAGGAUGAGUACUUCGUAGUGUUCAGUCGCUCCAUCAACAGACUCAUCCUGAACGAAGCGGAGCUGAUCCUGGCGUUAGUGCAGGAGUUCCAGAUGAGAGCGGUGACGGUGUCUCUGGAGGAGCAGAACUUCCCCAGAAUCGUCAAGGUCAUCAGCGGGGCCUCCAUAUUGGUCAGCAUGCACGGGGCCCAGCUGGUCUCCUCUCUCUUCCUCCCCCGGGGGGCCGUCGUUGUGGAGCUCUUCCCCUAUGCGGUCAACCCAGAGCAGUACACCCCUUACAAAACCCUGGCCUCUCUACCAGGCAUGGAUCUGCAGUAUGUGGCCUGGAGGAACAUGGUGGAGGAGAACUCUGUGGCCUACCCAGAGAGGCCCUGGGAGCAGGGAGGUAUAGCCCACCUGGAUAAGGAAGAGCAGGAUCACAUCCUGACCAGUAAGGAAGUACCCAGACACCUGUGCUGCCGCAACCCUGAGUGGCUCUAUCGUAUUUACCAGGACACCAUAGUGGACAUCCCUUCUUUACUAGAGGCUCUCAGAGCGAUCGUGAAAACCAGGCCCAACCUGAAGAAGGCCAAGCCUGCCAGCACGGUCCACCCGGGCCGGGUCAGAGAGCCCCAGUGCCAGACAUCGGUCCAGGCCACCAACGAGGCCAAGCUGACUGUGUCCUGGCAAAUCCCCUGGAACCUGAAGUACCUGAAGGUCAGGGAAGUGAAGUACGAAGUGUGGAUCCAAGAGCAAGGAGAGAACACGUACAUGCCUUAUAUUCUCCCCCACCAGAACUAUACCUUCUCUGAAAACAUCAAACCCUUUACGACGUACCUGGUGUGGGUGCGCUGCAUCUUUAACAAAAACCUCCUGGGGCCUUUUGCCGAUGUACUCAUGUGCAGGACAUAAUUUGUGUUGAUCUAUACAGUUACAAGAUUGUGACUGCUUGUUCCAGAUGAUCAGAUAUUGGGGUUUUGGAUUACUGAAGGUGAUACUAGAAAGGUUCUGUAUAAGUUCAGCCAGUAGUUUUGAAAGUAGCGCUCACGAGCCAAAAAUGGGUCCCAGAAAAUUGUGCACAAUUGUAUACGAUGUCAUUCAUUUUGUAUGAUAUGUUACGUCCUGCACAAUAAAUGUAUAUUUCCUACAAUUCG
This is a messenger RNA of Oncorhynchus mykiss (rainbow trout), 2394 nucleotides long. Its product is annotated as protein O-linked-mannose beta-1,4-N-acetylglucosaminyltransferase 2. Gene Ontology annotation, biological process: protein O-linked glycosylation via mannose. Gene Ontology annotation, cellular component: endoplasmic reticulum. Gene Ontology annotation, molecular function: protein binding; protein O-acetylglucosaminyltransferase activity. Lineage: Eukaryota; Metazoa; Chordata; Actinopteri; Salmoniformes; Salmonidae. The record is from RefSeq and is a predicted model, not a curated record.